Molecule: messenger RNA, 3042 nt
Organism: Corticium candelabrum
Lineage: Eukaryota; Metazoa; Porifera; Homoscleromorpha; Homosclerophorida; Plakinidae
Product: TBC1 domain family member 2B-like
Exons: 36
Coding region: 10-2901 (963 amino acids)
Source: RefSeq, a predicted model, not a curated record
UCUUUGUCCAUGUCUACUUCCGCUGCUGUAUCGUUCGUCAAAACGCCAGACGGUGUGGCAUCCAUUUCAGUUUUGCCAGAAACUGCUGAUCAACACGAGGACGCACAUUCAGUUCCAGAAAGAUCAAACGAAGCACAAUCGAAUUCAUCUAAGAAAUCUCUAACUGGCUAUCUAGUAAAGCAAUCAGCAAAGGGGCCAAUAAAAUGGUGGCACAAUCAAUGGUUUGUGUUUGAUGAUCGACGGUGCAUGCUUAUCUACUAUCGAAGUCCUAAAGACUUUGCUCCACUUGGAUCUAUUGACAUCGCAAAAGCUUCCUUUUCGUUUGACGUUGAGAAUGUUGACAAAGGCCAAUUUAACAUCAGGGUGGAUGGUCGUGUGUUUAUGUUACAAGCACAGAGCAAAAAGGCAAUGAUGUUUUGGCUCUCUGAACUUCAGGAACGACGUCGUCAGUUUAGUCAGAGACAGUUACAUAUGCCAAAGAAGAAAUUAUCUGCAGCCUCAAAACAUCUGCAACCACGUGGUGGACUCGCUGGCUCAGCAGAAGAACUGGAAUCUCCACUGACGAGCAUACCGACUUCAGAUUCAGUAUCAUCAACAUCUGGUCUGUUUGACCUCUCAUUGUCAAGCCUUAAGAAUAUCUCAUUCCUCCAUCGUUCAGGCAGUACAGCCGGCCAGAAGGCCAGUCGUGCAGUGUUAACAGCUCGAGCCAAUGUGGCACAGAUGAAAGCUAAAGAGCAGAAACAAUCAGAGGCGAACUCACCAGCAUCCGCUCCGUUGAUUGACUUCACUGAUGGUGACCAAGAAAGAGUUGAAGCUCACUCCGAUGGAUCAGGAGGGAAGAAUGACGUUUCACUAAUGCAAAAAUGGAAAGGAGCAUUGGGAUGGAGUAUUAGCCUCGAGUCUGUAAAGAAGAAAAUGAUGAAACGUUCCACCACUGCUCCUACCUCCAACUCUUUACUAGACAUUCAGCCUUCCUCAUCUCCAGCAUCAUGCAAGACUUCAGAAGAUGAGAUUCAGACGGUUGUUGCACUGAAGGAUGAUCUUGAAGCUACAGAACGUGAGCUGUCAGCUAAAUCACAAGUCAUUUGUAACAUGCAGAGAGAGUUAAGAGAGCUACAACUUCAACAAAGCGCCACAGAGCAGUUCAUCGCAAAGUCGUGUGACAAAGACAGACUGCAGUUGCUCGUGAAGCGAGACCAAAAGAUAAUUCAAUUAGAAGAAGCAAAGAUGACAGCAGAAGAAGACAAACUUGAUGUCGAGCAACAAUUGAGAGAAUGUGGCCAUAAAUUGUCUGACGCGGAGGAGCAGUUGUCAAUGUUUAAAGAGAUGUUGGAGGCUAAAGAUCAUGUUGUGAUGAAUUUGACAAAUCAGUUGUUCGAAUUGGAACAGAAGGAUCCGGAUGACGUUACGAAGAGAUCUACUGACAGUAAUUACGGAAUUGUCACAGAAAGUGGUUACGUGCCACUUCCUUCAGACACCAUACAGCAGCUGCAGCGUUACAAGGACAUGUGUGAAGGAUACAAAAUGCAAAACAGUUUUUUGAAUUCCGAGGUGUUGGAACUGAAUCAGUUGAGAGCAGAUGAUGGAGAGAGAAUGAAGGAAUUAGCAGAAAGUGUGACUGCUGCUCAAGCUGAACUGUGCAAAGUGAGGAGUGAAAACCUUCUGUUAUUACAACCACGUCGCGGUGGUGAAUCAGGACCCAGUCAGGACAUGAUCAGUCAGUUGCUGGAGGAUGCGAUGGCUUCAGACUUGGAACUCAGUGGUGUAGAUACAGAGCAGAGGGAAGCUGCUGAUCGUUACGGUUUCAAGCACGACUUUCACAAAGACGAUACAAAUGCAUUCGAGAUUAUGGCCGACAGAUUACUCCAACAGUCUCACCGACUGCAAGAUACGGAUGCUGCUCAUGUUGUUCGUUGGGAGAACUACAUACUAAUUCACGAGAAGAAACCAUUAGAAUAUACGGCCGAACUGAAGAACUUGAUUCGUGGAGGAAUCCCACCCGAGUACAGGACUGAGAUGUGGACGUUAUGCGUACAUUCUUUGACACAAGAUAUCAAGGCAAAGAAAGGCAGCGGCUAUUACCAGCAACUUGUAGCAUCACAUUCUCAUUCUGCAACUUCAGUCUUUUUCAAGCAAAUUGAACUCGAUCUCCUUAGAACGAUGCCGAACAACAAGUUUUAUGAUAGACCGGAUGCUGAUGGGGUAACAAAACUCAGAAACGUUCUCAGAGCUUACGCGUGUCACAAUCCUGCAGUUGGUUAUUGCCAAGGUCUCAAUCGACUGGUAGCAAUAGCAUUGCUGUGUAUGGAUGAAGAAAAUGCUUUCUGGUGUCUCAUUGCUAUUGUGGAAGUCCUCAUGCCACCCGACUAUUACACUCAGACUCUGCUGGCAUCACAAGUCGAUCAGCGAGUAUUGAAAGAUGUUCUAUCGGAGAAGAUGCCUCAUUUGCAUGCACAUUUUGAUCACUACAGUGUUGAUCUCUCUCUAAUAACGUUCAACUGGUUUCUUACCGUGUUUGUAGACAAUACUCCCAUAGAGUUGGCGAUGAGAAUAUGGGAUUCUUUCUUGUAUGAAGGAUCAAAGGUUCUCUUUCGUUUUGCACUUGCAAUCUUCAAGUUUCACGAGGAGCCCCUACUGGCCAUAGACAACUCAAUGACUCUCUACAACUUUGCUCGUGUUAUUGCACACAAAUGUCAUGACCUCAAACGUCUCUCACACAUUGCUUUUAAUGAUAUGAAUCCAUUUUCUAUGAAGACUGUUACUGCAAAGAGAACGACAUAUACUGCUACCGUCAAGGCUGAACUACAAGAGCUCGAAAAUAUUCGUUCUCGAUGUCAGAAAAGAUACUCGUUUCAUGACAAUCACGGUAGUGGACGAGCAGGUAGUGAUGACGAAGGAUGACAAUUUAAUUCAAUUGUUUAUUGUCCAAUCUACGUGCUGUAUAUCCUGCUGGUCGGGUAAAUCAGUGAACUAUUAGAGAAUUUCUAGUAAACUAUUGAUUAGAUACAACAGUUGCAGUUUUGCUACUAUUCAGCAUCUCUG